Pistacia vera is the source of this 678-nucleotide messenger RNA. RefSeq lists its product as uncharacterized. The transcript has 7 exons. The record is from RefSeq and is a predicted model, not a curated record. NCBI's taxonomy places the organism in Eukaryota, Viridiplantae, Streptophyta, Magnoliopsida, Sapindales, Anacardiaceae. Bases 1 to 678 code for a protein of 225 amino acids.
AUGGCGGGGGGGCUGGAUGCGGUUGCUCGCAGUUGCGGGGCGCUGCAACUACGAAGGAGAGUGGAGGUCUUUGAGGCGACGACUCGGUGGAGAGGUAAGCAGAAUGGGUUUGGGGCAAUGAAGAGCUGGUCACCUCCGAUGUGUUGUUUUACUGGAAUUGGUGGCAAAUGGGUGCCUGUAGAUAUGGAGAAGACAUCACUCAAACAUUUACGCUUACUUGCCACUGAUUACAGUGACAGUGAUGGAUCACUUAAAGACCCUGAUAGUGUUCAGAGUUCUAAGGAUCUUUGUCAAGCUGAUCCUAAAUCAUUUUCUAGCCAAUGGACAAUUCUUCUGCCAACUAAUGACGUACUACGACCAAGGAAGUUUGAAGCAACUCUAAUGACAUGCUUACUAUUUGAUCCUUACUUAAAGGCAAGGAUGGCAUCUGCCUCAACUCUGGCGGCCAUGAUGGAUGGGCCUUCAUCUAUUUUCCUGCAGGUAGCAGAAUACAAGGAAUCUUCUAAAUAUGGAUCUUUCAUGGCGCUUUCAAGUUCUCUUGGACAGAUACUAAUGCAACUGCAUAAUGGUAUUAUAUACUUAAUCCAACGUGAAAGUCAUCAUAGAUUGCUGACAUCCCUGUUCAAGAUUCUUAUGCUUUUGAUAUCUUGCACACCGUAUGAAUCCUUCUUCUCAUAG